AAAAGAUCAAUGUAAAUUGCUUACUUAACGCUAUGAAGUUGCGUUCCAACUACUCUUUAUAUUCUUUACCUUUAUUCUUCUUCUAAUGUCCCCCUAAAAACCUCACUACCUUACCUAUCUAUCAAUCUUCUUUUCCCAUUCUUUCUUUCUCUUUUCUUUCUUUUUCAUCAUCAUCAUUGUACUUUAUCAUCAUUCUCUCACAAAUCAAUGCAUGCCAAUGAAAUGAACCACAAUCUAAUCAACCCAUUUCCAUAAUCUCCCAUGGCAACACUCAUAGCUAGCACCUUUUACUAAGAAACUUAAAAAAGAUUGAUUUUUGGUUUGGAACUCACUCAACUUAUGGCAUCCAUUGCUACUUUCUUCAACAAGUUUUGCUAUCUUUUCAUCCUCAUUCUCCACCUUGGCUGCUUCAUGUUCACCACCGCCGCCAUCACCGGAAAACAAAAACACGACACCCGCCAUUUGUUACCAUCCAAGAAACGAAAAAUCUUACCUUUAUCACAACCCUCUUCACCUUCCCACCCUAAAUUCAAAACCCACAAAGCCCUUUCUUCGUCUUGGCAUUUCGUCAAACACCUCUUCUCCGCUAAAUCCUGCAAAACCGCCAUCACUGCCGCCACCACACAUGCAUCACCUCAAUCCACAUCAACCACCGCAAAAGCCUCCCAACAGACUCUCAUCUCACUGGUUCAAUCCGACCCGAGUUUCACGGAUCCCCCACGCAAGAAACAACCCGAAUCAGAAAUCUCCGCCGACAACAAUAACCUCUUCUUCCCCCUCCGCAACGACAUCUACCCAUGCACCGUCUGCGGCGAGAUUUUCCAGAAACCAAACCUCCUCGAGAGUCACCAAUCCACAAACCACGCCGUAUCGGAACUCACCGGAUCCGACCCGGGUCACAAUAUAGUCCAAAUCAUAUUCAAAUCGGGUUGGCCCGAAGCAAACGAGUUUCCAUUUCCAACUAUUCACCGAAUCCUAAAGAUCCACAACAGCCAGAAAAUCCUCUCCAAAUUCGAAGAAUAUCGCGAAUCCGUAAAAUCCAAAGCCACGCGUAACACGCGCCGCCGCGACGAACGCUGCAUCGCCGAUGGUAACGAACUCAUGCGUUUCCACUGUUCCACGUUUCUAUGCGAGUUAGGACAUAACGGGGAUUCUUCAAUUUGUUCUCAGCAAUUUUGUAAUAUCUGCGGAAUUAUUAAAUCAGGAUUUUCACAAAAAUUAGAUGGAAUUUCCACGCUGUCAACAAGCUGGAGGGCAAACAUGUCAAUUCCCGAUGACAUCGAACGUGAAUUUCGCUUCAUGAAUGUGAAGCGGGCCAUGCUUGUUUGUCGGGUUAUUGCGGGUCGGGUUGGGUCCGAUUCGGAUGAUGAGAUGGAUAAAACUGAUGGGGGUUUUGAUUCGGUGAUGGCGCAUGGAGAGAGUGAGUUGGUGGUUUUUAAUCCUAGGGCUGUGCUUCCUUGUUUUGUGAUUGUGUAUAGUGUGUGAUGAACGGUGAGGAUGAUUAUGAGCUUGAUCGAAUGGUCAAGUGAUGAUGGGUUGUAAUUUUAAUUUUGGUUAAGUGGUAUUUUAUAGUUAAGGAAUGUAUGUCUUUUUGAGAAA
Messenger RNA from Vicia villosa (hairy vetch), 1599 nucleotides. RefSeq lists its product as uncharacterized. The record is from RefSeq and is a predicted model, not a curated record. NCBI's taxonomy places the organism in Eukaryota, Viridiplantae, Streptophyta, Magnoliopsida, Fabales, Fabaceae. The transcript has a single exon. The coding region runs from base 340 to 1485 and encodes 381 amino acids.